AGAAAUGGUAGCAGCAGUAUUGGCUAGGUCUCGCUUUAUGGCAUCUUUACCACGCAGUUACAUCCAGACCUUCACGCGAACAUACACCUCCACCGCACCCAAAAAAGCAGCAAAGAAUCGUCUCUACAAUCCUGUACGCUACGAAGAUGAAUUCGAGACCCUCAACCUGCUGUCGGCUAGCAGUAGAGUCCCAUUGAUCACGCUGUGGUCGGCUUCCUGGUGUCCUUCGUGUAAAGUGAUUUCGCCAUUGCUCAAGGAAUUGAUCACAGAGGGAGUAGGGGAAGAGCAAGGCGGUGUUUCGUUUGCGGAGAUCGAGCUCGACAGUCCUACAUUGGGUGGUUUGGCGUUGAGGUAUCAGGUUAACUCAUUACCUACCUUACUGGCCUUUGACAGACAAGAAGCACAAUUGGAGACAAAGGUUCACAAGGUGGAGGAUAUGAAGAAUAGGCAGUUCUUAAUUAGCUGGAUCGAGACGGAAGCUAAGCGUCAUGGCGAAGGCGGUGCUGGAGGAAGCAGCUUGUUCGGGCUGUUUGGUCGCUAGGUUAAAGUAGUAGGAAAAGAUUGCGAGAUUUCAACGAGGACCUUGAGCAAGGUCUGCUAGUCUACGCUGAGCACUAUUGCCUGAUGACAUUUCAAAUAGAUACACACCCCGGAAGAUUGUUUUCCCCUUCAAGGUAGUUCACACAAGAUAUGCGAGGUAAUUUGGAGAAAGAUAACAAGGGUAUAUAUAUGGUCUAGUAAACGCAUAACAG
This is a messenger RNA of Aureobasidium pullulans EXF-150, 752 nucleotides long. RefSeq lists its product as uncharacterized. The transcript is spliced from 3 exons. The record is from RefSeq and is a predicted model, not a curated record. Bases 5 to 541 code for a protein of 178 amino acids. Lineage: Eukaryota; Fungi; Ascomycota; Dothideomycetes; Dothideales; Saccotheciaceae.